AUAUGGUAUGAUUAAUUGCAUCUCUUAUCCUGGGCUGGCGGCCGGAUAAGACAUGAGCGGUGUCGCAUAUCUGGUAGAAUGAGUGAAGAGCGCCCUCGCCGUCACUGCUGUAGCACCAGUGCGGUUCGAUGAUUGGCUCUGGGGGCCGAAAGCCUGCCUGAGGCUCUCAAAUCAUGUCCCUCCCUGGCAAGUAACCACCGAUAACCGAUAACACCUUAUCGUCCAACUGAAAGCAAGGAGCUCCUCCCUCAUUGGAACUUCCUAUAUGAAUUCCGACAAGUACAAGCUCUGCACUGGGAACCAUCGAAGCCUUUGAGUACAAGCCACCCUGAAUCAACUUCCCUCCACCAUGGUGUCCUCGGAACUCCUCUUGAUUCUCAUGCCCUGGACCCCGCCCGCCGAGUGGGUUUCCGAUCUGAAGAUCUCCAUUCCUAACAUCCGCAUCGAGAUCCAUGAGAUUGACAGGAAUGCCACCGAGCUGCCUGACGAGAUUGCCCCAGAAACAUGGAAAGACGUUACGGUACUUUUUACCUGGAGACUUUUUCCGACGAAAGAGCUGGCUCCGAACCUGCAGUACGUCCAGCUCUUGAGUGCCGGCUGCAAUCACACGAGCGGGCUACCGCUGUUCAAAGAGACCGAAGUCGCCUUAUGUACGGCCAACGGGGUUCAUCCACCUCAAAUUACAGAAUGGGUCUUCAUGACCUUCCUGGCUUUCCAGCACCACCUCCCACAGUAUCUCGAUUACCAGAAAGAAGGCAAAUGGGUGGACCCCGUAUCCGAUGAAGACACCGAGGAUGCCGUUGGUUUGAGGGUUGGGAUAAUGGGCUAUGGUAACAUCGGCCGUCAAUGCGCGCGAGUGGCCAAAGCAUUUGGCAUGGACGUCUACGCCUUCACAAUGCGCCCCCGAGCAACGCCCGAAUCUCGAAAGGCUGAUGCGUUCAGCGAGCCGGGCCUGGGUGAUACUGACGGCGAAUUCCCGUCGAAAUGGUUCUGGGGGAGGGAUCAACUGAACGAGUUCCUGAGUUCGGAUCUGGACUUGCUGGUAAUCACGGUGCCGCUGACUCGACAGACGCGAGGCAUCAUCUCGCGGGAGCAGUUCGCGCUGCUCAGUAAGAAGAAGACAUACGUGAGUAAUAUUGCACGGGGAGCGGUAAUCAACACGGUCGACCUGGUGGCUGCUCUUGAUGCGGGUCAUAUUCGGGGGGCGGCGCUGGAUGUCACUGAUCCGGAACCAUUGCCGGCGGAUCAUCCGCUGUGGGGAUAUAAGAAUGUUAUCAUCACGCCGCAUUGUAGUGGGAACUCCACCCACUAUAACGAGCGUGCCCUGAAGAUAUUGACGUGUAACCUGGAGAGACGGGCGCAAGGGAAGGGGCUUAUCAAUCAGGUUGAUCAAGCCCGGGGCUAUUGAUCUCGCUCGUUCAGGGUCAAAACCUCCCUAGUGGGAUAUGGGGAGAGCAACAGCCGGUUGGCACCCGAACCAAGAUGUAUCUCGAAGUUGGACAGGCCUCUUGCUAGAUAGGUUCUCCGAAGACCGAUGGUUCAAGACAUUCGCAGGAAUCUUACCAAGCAUUCAAUCGGUGAGGAUACGGCCAGUCUCUCUCAUAGGCCUCAGGCAGCAAUGCCAGAAAGCGGUAGGGAGUCGGCCUACUCCCUAAUUA
Aspergillus ibericus CBS 121593 is the source of this 1658-nucleotide messenger RNA. RefSeq names its product D-isomer specific 2-hydroxyacid dehydrogenase family protein. NCBI's taxonomy places the organism in Eukaryota, Fungi, Ascomycota, Eurotiomycetes, Eurotiales, Aspergillaceae. The record is from RefSeq and is a predicted model, not a curated record. Bases 350 to 1408 code for a protein of 352 amino acids. Gene Ontology annotation, molecular function: NAD binding. The transcript has 4 exons.